GCCCCUAACGACAUGCUGCUAUUUUAUCCCAAAAAUGUAUACCAUAAAGUUCGUUUUUAUAGGCUAUUUCAACCUGAUAGCAGAACAUUGCCUAAUUAUUAUCAAUUAUUGUAUUUGUAGAAAAAUACAAAUUACAUGAUGAUGUAUCAGUUAUUUUGAGCUCACUCGAUUUUGUUACAAAAAAUAUAUUAUUCUCAUUUUUACCCUGAUAUUAGACCAUGCGAUUAACCCUUGAUUAUUUGCACUGUAUUGAUUUAAAAAUAGUCUUAUAAAAAAGCCCUGCACGAAAACCUAGCACGAAGACACAAGAUGAAAGUUCAAACUCAAGACUGCAAAUUACUUCCUGAUAGUUUUUUGUUUCACUUUUAAUUUUGGUUGCUCAAUUGCGCUUUAUCUUGAGGAGUCUGGGAAUAAUUUACACCGGGAUUGUAUCUUUUAUCCAAUUUGCAACAGUUUAACAAGAUUAAUCCCGAUGUGGGAAUGGCGACUCCUGAAGUGUCAAACCAUUUAAAUGAGGCGGAGAACUUGGCUGUACAGCUGAGCGAGGCCAUUACAUGUGGCGACAAAGAUGAAGCAAAGCAAUGUGCCGAGAAACUUGCUGCUUUAUAUCUUCCGGUGUCCGUCAAGGUAGACCAGAAGGCUUACCCUCCAGACACGAUUCGGCUGAGUGUGGGAGUGGAGGAUGCUGAGCUGGACUCCAGCAUUCCAAUUACAAUGAUUGUAACUGUGGACAUGACCAUAUCAGAGCUAAAAAUUAAGAUCAAAAAUGACUUUGGUUUCCACCCCUUUCUUCAAACCUGGGUCAUCGGAAAACGACUGGCGAGGGAUACUGACACGCUGUUUAAUCACGGGGUGAGCAAGGAUGGGGAUCGGGCCUUCCUCUUUAUCAAGGCUGCCAAAGCUGCCCAUCUCAGCCGAGAGCAGCAGAAACAAGAGGCCCAGCACCAGCGACUGGAUGACAUCAUUGUUAGCAUGGAGAGGAACUCACUGGAACCCAGAGGAACUGGUCCUCCUGUUGCCGCCAAACCACGCCCACCUCCUUUGCUUCCAAAGCCUCCGCAGCUUCUAAGGCCAACGAUUGGCUGGGUAUGUCCAAUGUGCACAUUUUUGAACAAGCCCACCCGGCCUGGCUGUGAAAUCUGUGGCUGUGAGAGACCUGCAGGCUACAAAGUGCCUGCCGCGUAUCAGCCUGACAAGGACGAGGUUCUUAGAAUACAGCAAGAACAGGCGGCACGGCUGCAAUACGAGAGGGCUUUGGAUGAGCAAAGGGCAAGGAAUUUCCACUUUCACUUGGAAACAGAUUCGCAAAACCUAAUACAGAACAGUGAAGCAAUGGAAUGUCCAAUCUGCUUCAGCACCAUAGAACCAGGAGAGGGCGCUGUGUUGAGAGAGUGCCUGCAUGGCUUCUGCAGAGAAUGCCUAAAAGGAACAAUCAUCAACAACAUGGAUGCUGAGGUGGUGUGCCCUUACAUGUGUGAAGACUACUCCUGUAACUACAAACUCCUAGACAGGGAAAUACUUUCACUGCUUUCUCAAGGUGAGUACCAGAAGUUCCUGGAGUUGAGGCUGAGCAUUGCUGAGUCGCGCAGUGAGAACAGCUACCACUGCAAGACUCCUGACUGCGCCGGCUGGUGCAUCUAUGAGGACGAUGUCAACGUGUUUGAGUGUCAGCGCUGCCAGGAAACCAACUGCCUCCUCUGCAAGGCCAUUCACAAAGACAUGGACUGUCAGCAGUAUCAGGACGAUCUUCGCAUUCGAGCUGAAAAUGACAUUGCAGCAAAACAGACGGCUGACGCUCUCCAGGCCCUGAUAGAUAAUGGGGAAGCCAUGUACUGCCCCAAAUGCAAAGUGAUUGUGCAGAAGAAGGAUGGCUGUGACUGGAUCUGCUGUCUCAUGUGCAAGACUGAGAUCUGUUGGGUCAUGAAGCAGGCACGCUGGGGUCCGAAUGGUUCCGGGGACACUUCGGGUGGCUGCAGGUGCCGAGUGAAUAAUGUGCCCUGCCAUCCCAACUGUAACAACUGCCAUUAAUCCCUCCUCCCUCAUCUCCAUACGCACUACUAUAAGGGCAUAGCAGCGGUUGGGUGUGGGGCAUUUCACCUACCCUUAAUUACAUAAGAUCCCCCAAAACUGUGAUUUUUUCAAGGGAAACCUCCAUCCUCCCAAUUGUGAUUCUUCAGGGACACUGAAUGAUUGUUAAGUUAAAAACUGAUUUAUCUAUGAAAAGUUUAAUGAGGUUUGUAAUAACAGAGAGAGGGUAUGUGCACAGUGCGCAGUGCACACUGUACUGCGACAUACCGCUCUACUGUAGCAAUGAUUCUGAGGAGGUAGACAGUCCCAACAACACUACAGGACUUUGUGAAGGACUGUCGCCAUGUAACAACACAGAGACUGACAAACGCUGCCAGUGGUGUGACAACCAGAGGAACUUUUAGCUUCAGCUAGAGAGGAUGUCAACACGUGGCCAGAGGCAUAAAUGGCCUCUUCCUCUAUGAACCUAUGAACCUCCACAUGUAAAGCAACUUGAGACUUCUUUGUGUUUUAAAGUGUGCUAUAUAAAUAAAAUCCAUUAUUAUUUUAUUAUUUAUUACUGGCUUUGAUGGAACUCAAAUGAGUGUGAUCAGCCAUGAGAUCAGGUUUCAUGAUGAACGCCACAGGCAGACAAAUUGUAGCAUUUAUGAAGGGAUUCUGUUGUUAUGGUUCUAUUUUUCUGUGUAUUUUUGAACAAUUGUCUGGUUAGUCCUGAGGUCUGCAACUGUCAGGUGUUUGUCAAUAAAAAAGGGAACAAGAGACA
Messenger RNA from Clupea harengus (Atlantic herring), 2791 nucleotides. It is a transcript of the gene rbck1, whose product is annotated as RanBP-type and C3HC4-type zinc finger containing 1. NCBI's taxonomy places the organism in Eukaryota, Metazoa, Chordata, Actinopteri, Clupeiformes, Clupeidae. Gene Ontology annotation, molecular function: ubiquitin-protein transferase activity; ubiquitin binding; metal ion binding. Gene Ontology annotation, biological process: proteasome-mediated ubiquitin-dependent protein catabolic process; protein linear polyubiquitination; positive regulation of canonical NF-kappaB signal transduction. The record is from RefSeq and is a predicted model, not a curated record. Gene Ontology annotation, cellular component: LUBAC complex.